This is a messenger RNA of Marmota flaviventris (yellow-bellied marmot), 1392 nucleotides long. It is a transcript of the gene Mab21l4, whose product is annotated as mab-21 like 4. NCBI's taxonomy places the organism in Eukaryota, Metazoa, Chordata, Mammalia, Rodentia, Sciuridae. The record is from RefSeq and is a predicted model, not a curated record.
AUGGACUGGGGCAGCCGGGAGCCGGCCCUGAGCCUGUCUAGAGAGCUGGAGACGUCGAGACAGCUGUCCCCAGCCAUGGCCGCGCAGGUGUCCCUGUGGCACCACUACCUGCAUGCCAUCCGCUCACGGGAAGCUCCCCGCGCCCAGGACUACCAGCGUGCGGAGAACACGCUGCUCGCGGUGCUGGAGCAGGUGCAUGCCCUGGACCCCCGCUUCCUUGUGGACUACUCCCGAGACCUGCAGGCCUUCCAGUUCUCCCUGCGCUCCUCGGAGGACCCGCUGGACAUGGAGGUGCCCCUGCAAGUGAACACCGAGGCCCUCUUGAUCGAGGAGCUGGGGGCCCCGGAGCCGGGGGACGGCCCUGCCCUCUGCCGCCUGGGCGUCCCCAGGGAGGCAGUGGGCCUGGAGCAGUGGAGGACGGAGGACGUCUUCAGCACUUCUGAGGACGAGGGCAAUGCAGAGUGCUGUGGCCACAUCGUGCCUGGCAGGGUCCUGCGUGUCCUCAAGGCCCUGCUCGUGGCUGCCAUUGUGCACUGCAGGCACCACAGCCUCAUCCCGCCAGGUUCACUGAACGCGGCCAGUCUGAGUGAGGAGCAGCUGCACCUGUCUCUGCUGGUGUCCAGCGGCUGGAGGAAGAUCCGCUUUAACAUCGUGCCUGUGGUGAGGAGGAAGCAAGGCGCGCCCACCCUGGAGAGGGUCCAGUUGAUGCCCGGACUCCCCGAGGGCACCUUGAGAAGAAUCCUGGGCCACGGGGUGGACCUGGUGCCCGCCAGCCCCCAGCACUGGAGGACCUCCACUGGCUACCCCCUCAGCCAGCUGCUCAGUGGGCUGGGCUCCCUCCAGGGCCACCGCCUGGACAGCCUCAGCAUCCUGGACCGGGUGAACCACGAGAGCUGGAGGGACGGUGGCCAGAGCCCUGGCCUGACCUUUGACCACCUGAAGAUGGCGCUGCUGUGGGCCUCCGUGCUCUUCCCGGCGCCCGAGGACUGGGCGGAGCUGCAGGGGGCCGUGUACCGGGUCCUGGUGGUGCUGCUCUGCUGCCUGGCCACAAGGAACCUGCCACACCCGCUGUGCCCCGGGCACAACUUGCUGCGUGGCUGCGGCCUGGACCUCAGCGCCAUCUACCAGCGUGUGGAGCGCUUCGCCCGCCAGCCAGAGAUGUCCCUGCACAUCCACGUCACCCACCUGGGCCGCCUCCCCCCGCCGCGCAUCGACAACGGGGUCCAGGCGCUCCUACAGCUGCCUGCCAGUGACCCCACCUACUGGACCCCUGCCUACUUUGAUGUCCUGCUGGAUAAGUUCCAGGUCUUCAACAUCCAGGAUAAGGACCGCAUCUCGGCCAUGCAGGGCAUCUUCCGGAAGACCAAGACCCUGGGCACUGAGCAGAGCUGA